Messenger RNA from Saccostrea cuccullata (small rock oyster), 1394 nucleotides. Its product is annotated as platelet endothelial aggregation receptor 1-like. The transcript has 7 exons. The record is from RefSeq and is a predicted model, not a curated record. The coding region runs from base 159 to 1304 and encodes 381 amino acids. Lineage: Eukaryota; Metazoa; Mollusca; Bivalvia; Ostreida; Ostreidae.
UUUUGUUUAUUUUAUAAAUGCGCAGUUUAGAUUUAAUAAUUUCAGAAAUGUGGCAUUUCGUUCACAUUAUAUGUUACCUUCACUGUCUCGAAAGUGUGUGCUUUGCAAUUAUGAGUCAAAAACAUUACGAAUUUUAAGGACGAAAAAUUCAGUGGAAAAUGGAGGAUUUUAACAAGUCAUUGUACCUUUCAGUGCUCUUUGUUGUUGCAACAGAAUGUUUUGAAAACCUCAGUCAACUCCCCAAGUAUUCAGGCGUACCGACACAAAGCGUAUCAUACAGAUAUCCGGCCGUGUACACAGCAGACAAAGCAGUAGAUGGAUAUCUUCAACAAGAUCUUGGUGAAGACACCUGUAGCAUUACUUUUGCCAACUCCCACAUUCACACGGCUUGGUGGAAAUUCCCCUUAAAACGAUUGGCCAAUGUAGCUUAUUUGACAAUAUUUUUCCGAAACUCAACUGUAAAUCGGCACACAGGGUUCUCUGUGUAUGUAUUCAACGAUUCGUCCUUCACACCACCUUAUGGUUUUGGAGAAAGAGUCUAUUCCCAUGAUCCAUCUACCUGUCCUCAAGUACAGAUGAAUAUAACCGUCAAUAAAGUGACUCAAGGCUGUCCCCUUCAACAUCAUGGAAUGAACUGUAGAAUUUGCAGUCCAAGAUGUCGGGAUAGACAUUGUGACAUGUUAAACGGUUCUUGUACCAAUGGAUGCAGCAACGCAUUUAUGACUCCAAAACAUUGCGCAUGUGUAAGUGGACGUUACGGAACUAUAUGUGAGGAAGUCUGUGGAAAAUGUCUCAAGGGAACAAACUGUGAUGAGCAUUCUGGGAUAUGUCAUCAUGGAUGCAAAGAGAACUGGCAAGGUGCCAAAUGCGAUGAAUGUCAAGAUCAUAAAUAUGGUCCAAACUGCGUAUUUGACUGUGGUCACUGUAGAAACAAAACAGCCUGCUCAAAGACAGACGGGACGUGUGAGGAGGGUUGUCAGUCGGGAUGGAGUGAACCGCUCUGCAUGAAAAAAGACUGGGUUAUGAUGACCCCGUCUUUAAUUAGCCUCGCCGGGUCAACGCUGUUUGUUGUCACCCUUGUCAGCAUUGGGGUUCAGAUACUCUGCAGAAGAAGAAAGUGGAAAAGAUUAAGCAAGAAAAGUUACGACAAAUGUAGCAAGGAAUUGGAUCCAAAUGAGGACACCGUGCGUUACAUCAGUGGUCGAGCGGAUUUAGGGAGGGAUGUCCAUAAAUAUAAUGAUAUGACACAAAAAGAAUAUACAAACGACAAAAUACUCAUCUAUGAAAAUACGGUUUUGUAUUAAAUAUGGUACAUACUGAAAGAUUUUUUCCUCUUUCUCGUCUCAUAUCUGAGCGUUAUUAUUCCUAUUCAAAUAUUUUAACCAGACAUUGAU